Ceratitis capitata (Mediterranean fruit fly) is the source of this 6150-nucleotide messenger RNA. RefSeq names its product G protein-coupled receptor kinase 2 (gene Gprk2). Lineage: Eukaryota; Metazoa; Arthropoda; Insecta; Diptera; Tephritidae. The record is from RefSeq and is a predicted model, not a curated record. The transcript has 14 exons. Gene Ontology annotation, biological process: protein phosphorylation; regulation of signal transduction; signal transduction. Gene Ontology annotation, molecular function: ATP binding; G protein-coupled receptor kinase activity. The coding region runs from base 3751 to 5937 and encodes 728 amino acids. Gene Ontology annotation, cellular component: cytoplasm.
GUUUUCAGAUGAAUUGGGUUCGCGCCUUGGCUAAACGUGCUAUGUAUUGCUAAAUAAAAUUCCAAUUACUUAGUGGACAAUUUUCAGGCAAUUAAAUUUGGAUUUGUUUACAACAAUUCUAAAUAAGUAAAGUGGAAAAAUAAUUAGACACCAAUUAUGUUAAGACAAAAUUGUGGUUGUAUAUAUUCAAAAGCAAAAAAAAACGCUCAUCUCUAAAUUAUCUGGGUUAUCUGUAAUCGCCCAAAUAACCGAAGCCGCUUUAAAAGGGAGAUGACAAAAUUUUGACAUUUCACAGGUUUUCACAAUUUUCAUUGGCCAGUUUGCAGUUUUCGGUUAUUCCAUUAUUCUUUAUCGAGAAGCAGAAGUGAUAGUGUCGUUUUCGGGUCUCGUGAAAAUUCGUUCUGAAAAUUUUCUUGAUAAUUGUGGUAAAAGUGUAAAUUAUUCGAUUAAUCAAAGAAUUUUCCUCCUUUCAAAUUCACACCCCAUACGCAAAUGUUCUGAAAAUCGUCGCGCGAAGGAGAAAUUUCGAAAUAGGUGUGUUUAUGUGCGUAUGUACGUGUAUUGGCGGAAUUAAGAAAAAACACUUAUGUAUGUACAUACAUAAGAAGAAUAAGCUAAAAAAUUUUGAUAAAAGAAAAUUGUAAAGAAAAAGCCUAGUGUAGUAUAAAACGCCGACGUUGAAAACCGAAGAAUAGUGCAUGGAAGAAUAUAUAUAAUACAAGCAGAGAAAAGUUCGGUUCAUUCCGUGUGUUGGCCAAAAGUAAAAUUGUGACAACAACAAAAACAACAAGAAAUUCAACAGCGGCGACUGCAGCGUUGUUAGUAGAAACAAAGUCAGUAGCAGCGGCUUCAACGACAGCGUCAAGCCCAAAAAGACAGUAGCAAAUUGUAUGCCGCAUAGAUGAUUUUUAUUGAGGCCAACACACUACAUACUUGUAUGAAAUCGAAUUACUAAAAUCAAAAUUUCAAAUCAAUGAAAUGUGAAUUGAAAGCAAAUAACAAAUAAAAGUACAUAUGUACAAAAAUGCAUACAUGAACACUUAUUAAUAUGAAGUUGAUGUGAAUCAUAAAUGAAAUUCAUUGAUUAAAUAAAUUGAAUUGGAUCGACACAUUUUUUCUAAAUAAAAAGCUUAUCACUUAUAGAAUUCGCAAACAUUUUUUAAACCAUAUUGCCAUUACUAAAUACGUGCAAACAAAUAUUAUUCGCAAAAAAAAAGAGAAAGAAAAUUAAAUCACGAAAAGUUUCAAACCAUAAAUAAUAAUAAAAUACGAGUCGAAACAUAUCUACAUAUGUUUGUAUGUUAAAAUUUUUGGUAGGAUUUAUUAAUUAGCUCCGCAUGUUUUUCUUGUUUACAUUUGUAUUUAGAUAAAAAAGGCUUAGAUUAUUAAAAUCCAUAGUUUAGUCCAAAGGCCUUCGGUCUAUCGAUAACAAUCAAUGCCACAUUUAUACAGGUAUCUUAUAGUCCUUGAAUAUCAAGAAAAAAAUGUCUAUUGUUUGCUAGAUAUAAAACUAAACGCUCUUUGAGCCUGAAACAGUGAGCAAAGUACUAAUACUAAACAUUUUGUAGAAAUUUUCCUAAUUUUCUCUCUGUGCAACAGAUCCAUUGGUGUCUACAAACAGUUUUUGACCGAUAAUUGUGAAUGCUCAGUAUACGACGACAUGUUCAAUAUUAAAAAUAUAAAUGCAUAAAAAAUCAUAAUAAUGAGCUAUUAAUUAAAGUAAAUGACAAAUGGCAUUAUUUGUACAAUUAAUAAAUAAAUGUAUGCAAGUAUCUGUCUUUACUUUUGAAUGAAAUAAAAAAAAAGAAAAAAACUGAUGUGUUGUUUUCCUGCUUUUAGUGAUUUUUAAGCUGCAAUAAAAAACAAUACAACAAAUAAAAAAAGAGCGCCAGACAUACUCGUACUUUGCUAAGUGCGCCAGCUACUUUUUGUUACAUUCAUGAGCAGAAUCAUCAUUGUUAAAAAAGUUUAUUCGUGCAUAAAUCCUCGAAAAUCUACUUAAGUCCUUAAGUAGUAGUCAAAAGUUUACUACAACAAUCAAGUUCUACUCAUACUUUUGCAAAAAUCAGCAAAUAAUACAAAAAAUUACAAAAAGGAAAAAAAAUACCAACCAAUUUGGUAGUUGUUAAGCUGUUCGAAAGUGAAAUAUAAAAUAUAAAGUAAAAAGUAAAAAAAAAAACAACUACAAUUUCAUAUCAACAAUAAUUGAGUGUAAAAGUUUCGAGUUUGGCAUUCUGUGCAUUGUUGUUUGCCUUAAUUGUUGUUGUCAACUGUAUAUUGUGCAGCGGCUAUCAAGCCUAAUUGGGGAUCCCUAAAUUAAAGUGCGCGUAAUGAUAUGAUUGGACACAUUUUUGGUCCUCAAAAAUAACUGUCGAUUUAAAAAAAAAUGCAGAAAGUGGCAACUUCAUAUGCCGCAAUUCAGUUACCCAUUUAUAAGUCUGAGAAAAGGGCACUAAAAUAACACAAUAAACGCACAGAAUUCCGCACCAAAACUCAUCAAAAGCGCACGUUACUCCAAAGAUAAACAAACUUUUUCAAAAAAAAAUAACAGAUCAGGAAAAUCACAGCAUUCGAAGGCACUAUAAACAUUGCCAAGGCAGCCAAAGUACGCCAAUUUCCAAUUAAUUCAGCUACACACAGUAGCCUGCGUGCCAUUAUCAGUGGCUCUUGUAACGGUAAAUAUUUGAAAAGGAAACUAAAUGACGCCAAUCUUUACAACGACAACUACAACAACAACCACUUUAAAUCAAACAUAUCGCGCACUAAUGCGGCAGGACCGAACAGAAGUAGAAGCGCUGAAACAAAUUACAAUAAAUAAAAUACCCACAACAACAACAACAGUAAUAACAAAGGCAACACCAGCAUCUGCAUUGGCUGGGUACCAAUCGUGCGUGCUGCUAUAAGCUUUUCAAAUUAGUUGCGCAGAAAAGGAAGUGGGUGCGUACGCCAUAUUGGUCGGCCGUUUGGUUAGUCAGCGGGUGAGUGAGUUUGAGAGCAGGGUACUUGGCGCAAGGAGGGCGCACAGCAAAAUCGACAUUUUUGGCAGAAAUCCAGAACGACGACGACACACACACACACAUAAACAUAAAACCGUAAACGGAAACACGAGUGUAAACGACAGGCUGAAAAUUGUUUGGCAAUCGAGUUCCGUUCGUUGACUUGGUGGCACUGCUCACUGCCAACUCAGCUGGACGUGUGAAGCAGAGUGUGUGCGCACAGUGUGCACAGUGGGCAAUUGGCCAAUAUAUUCCGUUUUUUCAUGGAUACUUUGUACUCCUAUGCAUGUGUGUGCGCUUCAGGUGUUACAUAUAUAACUAUAACCACGUGCUAUUACGAGAGGCGUUAAAAUAUCAACCCACUGGUGUGCGCAUAACGAUAAUCAACAUUUUUUAGAUCGCAAACAUAAACAUAUACAUUUAGUGGUUUUCCAACGCUGUGACUGUGAUUGUAAAAAUCAUUUUGUGCGAAUAAAAUAACAGUGUUGCAUUUGUAUUGCUGCUUGGCAAGCAUAAAUUCCAUCGUCAGUCGUCAUACAUAUAAUUUGUAGCGGUUAAACGUACACUUCGAAUCGGUAUUUAAUUCUCGUUGCUGCGUUCAAGCACAUUCACACCUUACUUGAGGCGGCGGUACACUUGUAAGCCGCCCCUUACGACCGACACACACACACACGCCCAUAAAUACAUUUUUCUGUAGAGAGAUAUUUUUCCAGCCGGCCAAAGGAUACAAUAAAAAACCGCCAACCUGGAACUAAUGGAAUUAGAGAAUAUUGUGGCCAAUACGGUCUACUUGAAAGCCAGAGAAGGCGGUUCAGAUAGCAACAAGGGCAAAAGCAAGAAAUGGCGCAAAAUACUACAAUUCCCACACAUAUCACAGUGUAUACACCUCAAAGACAAAUUAGAUAUAAGUUAUGGUUACGUGAUAGACCAACAACCCAUCGGCCGGACAUUAUUUCGGCAAUUUUGUGAAAGCAAGCGGCCAAUUUACUUUCGCUACAUAUCAUUUUUGGAUGAAGUGCAGCGAAUCUCUUUUCUGCUCUCUACUAAUAAAAAAUUUAGAUAUGACGUGGAGUACGAUGAGAAUCGUAUUGCCAUAGCUUUAGAUAUUGGCCGACGCUUCUUGGCCAUUGACACGCCCGUUUCAUUGAAUAACGGCAUUUGCGACAACAGCAAUGAGAAUGAAAACGAUGAUGAUGCCAAUAAUAUCAACAACACCAACACCAACACUUCCACCAUUGAAAAUAAUACCGCAGACGAGACUGAUAAUUACAACAAUACCACCGCGAAUAAUAGCAGCAGUAAUAAUCACAAAACGAAAUAUGAACAUCAUAAUGGAGACGAACACAAUGGCAAUGAUCAUCUACAAAAGCAACAGCAGCUACAACAGCGGCAAUACAAUGAUGCCGGUGGCUCAGGUGGCGGUGAUAGUGGUGUGGAUGCAGGCGAUACGGUGGGUGGUGGCAGCGGUGAAGGUAGUGGAGGCGGUGGUGAUGACAGCGGCGGUAGAGGCGGUGACGCGGGCGACCUAAGCAAAGAUAGUAAUUGUCUUUAUAGUGCAGGUGGUGCCAAAUUGAAUCCGGCAACUGGCGGCGAUGAGCUGGUGCUCGAUGUGCUCAACGAUGAUCUCAUUGCGCGAGUGCGAGACAAACUCACCAGCGGCAAUAAAGAGCUCUUCGAGCCGUGUGUGACGGCCGUGAAAGCAUUCCUCGCUGGUGAGCCAUUUCAAGAGUUCGAGACUUCAAUGUAUUUCCAUCGAUAUUUGCAAUGGAAAUGGCUGGAAGCGCAACCCAUCACCUACAAAACGUUCCGAAUGUAUCGCGUAUUGGGCAAAGGUGGUUUCGGCGAGGUCUGUGCAUGUCAGGUUCGUGCAACUGGUAAAAUGUACGCUUGUAAAAAACUCGAAAAGAAGCGUAUAAAAAAGCGCAAAGGCGAAUCGAUGGUGCUGAUAGAGAAACAGAUUUUGCAAAAAAUUAAUUCCCGCUUCGUUGUUAAUUUGGCAUAUGCAUAUGAGACCAAAGAUGCGCUCUGUCUUGUGCUGACAAUAAUGAAUGGUGGUGACUUAAAAUUCCAUAUCUAUAAUAUGGGUGGCGAACCGGGCUUUGAAAUGGUGCGCGCUCGUUUCUACGCUGCCGAAGUUGUAUGCGGAUUAGAACAUCUACACCAACAGGGUAUUGUGUAUAGAGAUUGUAAGCCAGAGAAUAUACUAUUGGAUGAUCAUGGACAUGUGCGGAUAUCAGAUCUGGGUUUAGCUGUAGAAAUACCAGAAGGCGAUAUGGUGCGCGGUCGUGUCGGCACAGUUGGCUAUAUGGCUCCCGAAGUGAUCGACAAUGAGAAAUACUCAUUCUCACCGGAUUGGUUUAGUUUCGGUUGUUUAUUAUAUGAAAUGAUUGAGGGUCAGGCGCCAUUCCGUAUGCGUAAGGAGAAAGUGAAACGGGAAGAGGUCGAUCGGCGUGUGAAGGAGGAUAAUGAAAAGUAUUCUAGUAAAUUUAGUGACGAGGCUAAGUCUCUAUGUCAACAGCUGCUUGCUAAAUCGAUAAAAGUACGUCUCGGCUGUCGUAAUGGUCGUUAUGGCGCACGUGAAGUGAAAUUACAUCCAUUUUUCAAUUGCAUCAACUGGAAGCGGCUGGAGGCUGGCAUGGUGAAACCACCAUUUGUACCAGAUCCACAUGCCGUCUACGCUAAGGACGUGCUCGACAUUGAGCAAUUCUCCACAGUGAAGGGUGUGAAUAUCGAUGAUUCCGAUACGAAUUUCUAUAGCAAAUUCAAUACCGGCUCUGUAUCGAUAUCAUGGCAAAAUGAAAUGAUGGAAACCGAAUGCUUCCGCGAACUGAACGUAUUUGGUAUUGAUGAUAGUCCAACGCCCGACUUGUUGAUCAAUGCGGUGCCGGAGCCGGAAAAAGCAGGCUGUUUUCCAUUUAGAAGAAAGAACGAACAACAAUAGUCGAGUGGGUAGCAAUGCGCGUUAUAUGGUCUCGGGAGCAAUUCCGAAAAAUGUCUAAAUGUUUAAAAACUCGCCUCGCAAGAGCGAAGACCUCCAAGUAUAUUGUUGAACCCAAACAUUUAAUUAGAAAAUUUAACAAUUCUAGCGUUAUUUAUAGCUGCACCCAAAAAAAACAAAAAACAAAAAAAUAAAAAAAAGAACUGAACACACACA